CAAUUUAUUGUAGUUCACUGCAUCAUAAAUAGGUUUAACACAAGGGCUGAAAGAUUCUUUUCGCAAGGAAACUAAUUCUGGAAACCCACACAAUGUCCCUUCUCCUGUUCAUUGCAUUGCUAUCUACGACAUCCUCGACAAUCAUCAAUAUUUUUGAAGAAAGUGGAUUGCAAUACGAGAAAAUUGGAAAAGCAAAGUUGAUAGACGCGAGCAGAGUGUGCCUCUCUCAUAAUGUGAGCUUAACUCCUUAUGUGGAUGCGCUAGCCAUGGGCGAAGAAGCAGAAGAAGCAGACAUGGUGAUGUUGAAAGCACAUAUGCGAAGAGUUUUCGAGGAUACCUGCCAUGAGUUCAAUCUUACCGACGAAUUCACUUCCUCACAAAGUGAUAUCAACCUGAAGGUCAAGCCAUCAAAAUAUCUCAACGACUAUGGAUUAAAGUUCAAUAUCAAGAAGUUCCAAAAUGAUCUUCUCGCUUUAUUUCUACACAACAAGAUCAACGCACCAUUCUUCGACGCCUUUGAAAAAGGAUUGAUGAAGGAUGAGGUGGGCAUCGAAUUCGCUAAAUCAGCAGUUUUCCUCCCAAGACGUUGCGAUAUAUCCACCAUGACGAUAGAAGCACAAUAUUGUUCGUGGGAGGAUAAGUCUGUGUUAGAAAGCGAAAUUUAUGCAAUUGCGCACACCGGGCAGAUGAUGGAGAAGAGUAAGGCAUUCGUGCUGUAUGAGGUGCCUGACUAUGUUCUGAUAAAAGGGGAUGAGAUAUUUCCCGUGAAUUUCGACUCGUGCAAAGCAAUGGACGGCACUUACUUCCUGUGCAUGGAGAAAAUUAGAACUUAUUGCGACAUCACUACCAUAACCUCAUGUGAUUUGUAUGCGAUGCCCACAGACAAAGAUUUUUACUUUACCCGGUCAUACGGUAGUGGAAUGAUAGUGGCCACAAAUCUUUCGGAGGUGAAUAUUGAUGGUACUAUGGUCAAGGCGGUCUCUCCAGUAUUCACUUAUCACACUUCGCAAUAUGUUGAAAAGGAUGCAGAUGAUCAGCCUUUGAUCCUUCAAACGACAAAGACUAGUCCAGCAAUGUUGAAAGCACCGCUUCCUGAACUAACUCAAGAAGCUGAGAAAGCUGUACGUUCUGCAAAGCAACCCAUUCGUCUUUAUCGCAUCACUCGAAAAGGAAUCGACAUGCUCAACGAUAAGCCAAGCAAAGCAUCCGUUUGGGACGAUGUGAGGGAUUUCUUCAUGCAUCUCGUUUGAUCAAAC
Molecule: messenger RNA, 1256 nt
Organism: Cylicocyclus nassatus
Lineage: Eukaryota; Metazoa; Nematoda; Chromadorea; Rhabditida; Strongylidae
Source: the annotation of a GenBank genome assembly